Messenger RNA from Rhodofomes roseus, 970 nucleotides. RefSeq lists its product as uncharacterized. The transcript is spliced from 2 exons. NCBI's taxonomy places the organism in Eukaryota, Fungi, Basidiomycota, Agaricomycetes, Polyporales, Fomitopsidaceae. The coding region runs from base 117 to 677 and encodes 186 amino acids. The record is from RefSeq and is a predicted model, not a curated record.
GCUGCGAGCAGCGAGGCCAACUCCCUACUUUCCCUUCAACCUAUCACUCUCUGUGAUUGCCUCGAGCAUCCAACACCCACUUACUUUCUGCUACGCGAUUAGCUCUCAUACACAAUAUGGACAAGAAAUGCGCCCGUUCCGUUGUGCCACCCAGCGUCGACCCUCCGGGUACCAAGUGCAAGCUCCACCGGCCUUUCGCAUUCUCAAGUCCUAGGCCGAGGUUUGAGCAGGUUGAAGGCUAUCUCACCGUCGCGGAACCCUUUCUCACACUACCCCGUCCACUUGUCCCAACUCGCCGAAUCGCAUGCAAGCCACCCCUCAUGCACUACGGCUGGCGAGUCCCACGAGACUUGCUCCUCGACUACGCACGACAGCAUAGGCUGACGAGGAAAUGGGGACGCGUGCUCGAAGAGUGCGAGUACAUGGAGCGAGCAAUGAUCGACAUCAACAAGAAGAGUGGUGCUGGCAUCCCCAGCGAUCUGCUCAAGUUGCAACCCACGUCGCUUGGAAGUCCGGAGGACUUCAGUUUAGUUGUGACACUAUACUCGAACUAUCAGUUGAAGCGGAGGGAUUUGCCAUCCGAGGAACAGUUCAAUGUUCUCCGUCAAGGUCUGGGCAUCGAAGGGCCACCCAGGUGGUACCUAGACGAUGAAGACUGGGUCUGGUCGCGAUGGUAAUGCUCGACGCCUCUCGCUAACGGCUCAUAUCAUGGUUCUAUACGGUGAGUCUCCUUCGCAACGAUACUUCGCCUCCGACGCUGAUCCCGACUUUUGACAUAACCCUCUCACGUCUCUUGGAGAUACCCGUGUUCGCUUUCGAAAUGCUCUCUUACUGUGACACCUCCGUACCAUGCCAGUUUGUUAUGCAUCCACUAGAUGAGUCCCAUGUAUUAUAGUCAUCGGAUUGCGUGUGCUUGUACCAUAAUCGAGACUGCGAGAGUCCUCGAAGUGGAUGUCUGGUCUUAUCGGCU